Musca domestica (house fly) is the source of this 766-nucleotide messenger RNA. RefSeq names its product PI-stichotoxin-She2b. Lineage: Eukaryota; Metazoa; Arthropoda; Insecta; Diptera; Muscidae. Gene Ontology annotation, molecular function: serine-type endopeptidase inhibitor activity. Bases 462 to 668 code for a protein of 68 amino acids. The record is from RefSeq and is a predicted model, not a curated record. The transcript has 2 exons.
UUUUUUACAUGUGUGUGUCUUGCCUGCAAUAAACUUGAAAAAAUAUGUAUCAAAAAACUAACACCGCUCGGUCGAUAUGAAAGUGAGAGAAUAGCAAGAAAGACACGUAUUGCAAUUUUAGCAUUUUUAAAGAACUUCAUAUUAUCUGCAUAGCAAUAUUACUUCAUCGUGUGUUGAUCGAUCGGGAACACCAUCACCGUGAACUGUGUUGUCUUUGACUCCGGUGUAUUCAAAGUGUUGAUGUAGCAUUUAUUGUUCUUGUUUUUUGUUUCUUAAUGUCCAUGCGAUUUUAUUAUUCGAAUGCAAUGAAGUUGUCAACGAGUUUAAUUUUAUUGGCAUUGAUUCAAAUUUCACUGUGUCCAGUGUUCUUGGUGUGGACGAACCAAAUAGUGGAAAAUAUUAAACGCAACAAUCAAAAUGUAACGGGUAAUAACAUAGUUAAUUUUCAAUAACAUUUGAUUAUGGUAAAACUUAAAAGAACAUAUAAUUAUGCUUGUUUGGAGCCGAAAACACCUGGUCUCUGUCGUGGCAAAAUGUUGCGUUACGCAUUCGACAAUAAAUCUGGCAAAUGCAUAAGUUUCUACUAUUCCGGUUGUGGUGCUACGCAAAACAAUUUUCUCACCUACGAGGAGUGCCGGCGUGACUGUAUGCAGCAAUUACGAUAUUGAAUGUUAAUGAAAUAUAAGAGAAGAACUAGAAUACUACAACAUAUAUUUAUAUCCAUAAAAUACAUACUCAAAAGCGAAAUAAAUUUGGCAUUCAUUUA